UAAAAUUGAAACAACUAAAACGUAAUAUUAUUGCAAAUAUAAAUAAUUUAUGCUUAUCUGUAUUUAUUUGUGAACAUUUACUUGUGAAAUAAAACGUGAAAAAACAUUAAAAAUAAUAUGCGAUAAAACAGUUAGUAAAAGAUGAAGAUCUUUUACUGGAAGUAUCUGUUACUUUGUGUCUUAAUCGUAUUGUUCAGUGGAAAUAUAGGAGAAACAUUUUCCCCUUACGAAGAUAUACACUUACAAAAUGUGGAAUUUUCAAAAUAUCAUGAGAUAUCACAAAACGAUGACUAUAGAUUACCAAUAUCUAUUAAACCCAUUUCCUACGAAAUUAUGCUUGUACCAAAAUUACAAGAAAAUUUUACAUUUGAAGGCAUCGUAAAAAUUACCGCUGUGGUACAAAACGAAACUGACAAAAUUACGCUACAUAAAGGAAAUAUCCAAAUCGUAAAUCAAUCCGUUUUAUUGGAAAAUAAAACUGUUAACAUUAAGGAUUUUAUAUAUGAUAAAAACACUGAAAAAUAUACCAUUAUCGUUUCCGAAACUUUUAAAAGAGAAUCGCAGAUACUAAUUGCUUUCGAUUAUAACGGUAUCUUGAAUGAUAAUAUGAUCGGAUUUUAUAGAAGUUCUUACUUUGAUAAAGAUAAUCAGAUCAAGUGGCUAGCUGCGACACAGUUUCAAACCACACACGCGAGACAUGCUUUCCCAUGUUUUGAUGAGCCAAGUUUUAAGGCAAAAUUCACGAUUCGCAUAUCAAGAGACGAUAAAUAUAAAUGCAUCAGUAAUAUGCCUGUAAAUAAGACUGAAAAAUUGAAAGACCAGGUCUGGGAUACCUUCCAUGAAAGUGUCCCUAUGUCCACCUAUCUAGUGGCAUUUGUUAUUUCGGAAUUUGAUUCUAUUGGCUCAGAGGUAUUUAAAGUUUGGUCUAGGCAAUCCGUCAUCGAGCAAACGAAUUAUGCUUUGAAGAUUGGUACUACAGCUUUAGAGUUACUCGGUAAUAUGUUUGAACAAAAAUAUCAUCUUCCUAAAAUGGACAUGGUAGCUGUACCCGACUUCGCAGCCGGAGCCAUGGAAAAUUGGGGAUUGGUGACAUAUCGCGAGUCUAGGAUGCUAUACGAUGAGAAAGAAUCAUCGGCACCAGCACAACAGGACGUGGCUUCCGUAAUUGUGCACGAGCUCACGCAUAUGUGGUUCGGGAACCUAGUGACACCAGAAUGGUGGAGCUAUCUCUGGCUUAGUGAAGCAUUCGCUAGAUAUUUUCAGUAUUUUGGUACAGCGGAAAUUGAAAAAUCAUGGAACAUGAAAGAACAAUUCGUAGUGGAACAGCAUGAAUCUGCUUUAAUAGCGGACGGUCUUGAAUCUUCUCGACCGAUGACUCGAGAAGUUUCCAAUCAAUCACAACUCGAAGGAAUAGGAGAUUCUAUCACCUAUGCAAAGGGAGCUAGCAUUGUUCGUAUGAUGAGUCUCAUGUUUGGAACCAACGUCUCCGAACUCGCAUUACGCGAUUACAUACAUAAUAACAAAGAAAAAGGAUUGGGCCAUCCAGAUGCUUUAUGGGAAGCAAUAGAAAAUCAUCUACAACAUACAACACAAUCCGUUACAGUGAAAACAAUAAUGGAUACUUGGACUACACAAGCUGGAUACCCCGUUGUAUCAGUCAAUAUCGAUGACAAGGGCAAAUUUCUUAUUACUCAACAACGCUUUCUUCUAAGAAACUUGAAUAAAACUCCUACAAAUGUCACAUGGUGGGUGCCGCUUACAUGGGCUACACAAACCGAACCAAAUUUUAAUAAUACUCUUGCCAAGAUUUGGCUGUCCACUGAAAAAGAUACUAUAGAUCUUAAAAUUGAUCCGAAAGAAUGGGUGAUAUUCAACGUUCAAUCAUCGGGCUUCUAUCGAGUUAAUUAUAAUUAUGAUGGCUGGCAGCGCAUUUUCAAUGUCUUAAAUAGCGACAAAUUCAACGAUAUUCACGUAUUAAAUAGAGCCGGAAUCAUAGACGAUUUGUUAAAUUUGGGUAGAGCAGGACUCCAAGAUUACGAAACAGUUUUGAACGGACUAAUGUAUCUUAAACAGGAAACGAAUUAUUUGCCCUUUAAAGCAGCACUCAAUGGUUUAGAUUAUUUGAAUAAACGAUUUGCAGGACACGAAGAACAUUCUUUUAAGUUAUUAUUUUAUUAUGAAUAUGUUCUGUCUCUUCUCCAUGAUAAACGCAAAAAAUUAGGAUACGAAGAUAGCACAAAUGAUGAUAGAUUAACAAUUUUAUUACGACGAGAAAUAAAUAAAUGGGUUUGCAAUUUAGAUGACGAUGAAUGUGUAACAGUUUAUAUGGAGAAGUUCAAACAGUGGAAAAUAAAUAUUUCUAUCCCUAUUAAACCAAAUGAAAGAUCUACAGCAUAUUGCGUUGCCGCAAGAUAUGGAACUCAUGAAGAUUGGGAAUUUUUGUGGAAACAAUAUUUGAAUUCUAAUUAUGUCACAGAUCAAAUAGUGAUUAUGAACGCUCUUGGAUGUAGCUUGAAUACCACCAUUUUAGAAAAGUACUUAGGAUAUGCUAUCAGCGAUUACGCAAACAAUCGAAUUCGUAAACAAGACAGUACAAACGUCUUCGCUGCCGUUUAUAAUUCUGGUUUGACUGGCGCUGAAUAUAUUCUUGAAUUUGUUGAAAAGCAUUACAAAGAAAUGGAGAAAUAUUAUGGAGGCCAAAGUACAAUAGCCACAAUUCUCAAUGGAGCUUCGCAACAUUUCUCUACACCUAGAUUAGUGGAGAAAUUCCAAAAUCUCAUAAACAAGACGGAAUUCGCAUCGAUCUUCGAAUCUUUAGAGUCUUCUUUAAAAAUUGCUAGAUACGAAUUGGAAUGGUAUAAGUCCGUUUCGGUUUCUAUUAUUCGAUGGCUACGUGUACAAGAAGGAAUCAAAUAUCGCCUACCAACGAAUAUAAGUCCCAAAAAAUAUGUCAUAUCCGUUACGCCUUAUCUCGAGAUAGGAAAUUUCACUGUCGACGGACACGUCAAGAUUGAAGCCGACGUUGUGCAACAGACAAAGCAAAUAGUUUUGCACUCGGCGGAAAUUGACCAUCAUACGAUAACUGUGACAGCUAAUCAGACAGAAGUUAAAAUCGCAAGUGAAAAUAUCGAAAAGAAAUAUGAUUUUUAUAUAAUAAAUCUUGAUCAAGAACUACCCGUUGGAACGAAAUUGAUCAUCGAAAUCGAGUAUACAAGUUACUUAAAUCCAUCAGAACUUCGUGGUUUUUAUAAAAGUUCGUACGUGGAUGAUGAUGGAAAGACGAGAUGGCUUGCAACCACGCACUUAGAACCCGUUGGUGCCAGAAAAAUGUUCCCUUGCUUUGAUGAACCGGCACUGAAAGCACUUUUCACCGUGCAAGUUAGUGUACCAUUAAAUUAUUAUGCUGUCAGCAAUAUGGAAUGGAAAUCGAAGGAAAAAGUUGAUGAUCGCCUAUUAUAUACUUUCUAUGAAUCAGUAAAGAUGUCGACGUAUCUAGUAGCGGUUGUCAUUAGCGAUUUUGAAAUUAAAUAUGCGACGAAUAAAACUGAAUAUGCCGUACUUGCUCGUCCCAACGCCAUUAAUCAAGCGGAAUACGCUGUAUCCUUAAUAUCACCAAUCGUUAAUUUCUUUGAGACCAAGAUGAGACAGCAAUAUGAAAUCUCCAAACUCUACAUGGUUGCACUGCCAGAUUUUCCAUCAGGCGCAGGGGAAAAUUGGGGUCUCUUGACAUACAGAGAAUCGAAUUUAUUAUACGAUGAGAAUCACUCUCCGAUCACGAGCAAGCAAAAUAUCAGAAACGUGAUCGCCCAUGAAAUUUCCCAUCAAUGGUUCGGAAAUUUGGUCAGUCCUUUAUGGUGGAAGUAUCUAUGGUUAAACGAAGGAUUCGCCAGAUACUUCGAGUAUCACGUUCCUGCUCGUGUGUUCAAUGAUACGACGUUGGAAGCGCAAUUUGUGGUGGAUGAAGUCCAUUCUGCUUUCAGAGCAGACAGUUCCUAUUCUACGCACGCCUUGAAUUACGAUGUAUAUAGUCCACGAGAAAUUCGAAGUAUAUUUGAUACUAUUACUUAUGCGAAAGGCGCCAGCAUAUUAAGAAUGAUAGAAAACUCAUAUGGAACUGAAAUGUUCUACACGGCGUUAAGUGAUUAUCUUAGUAAAAGAAAAUACAAUGUUGCGACAUCGGAAGAUUUAUAUGCAGCAUUUCAAACACAAGUUACGAAAAAAGAUUUAAAAGACAAUAUCACAUCUAUUUUGGACACAUGGGUUACCCAACCUGGCUAUCCUGUUGUUCAUGUCGAUGUUAAAGAAGAUACUAUGAUUUUGAGACAAGAACGAUUCCUUUUUAAGCAAUAUAAAGAUAAUUCUAUUUGGCAUAUACCGAUCACAUGGGCAUCAAUUAAUAAUCGUUCAGAAUAUUCCAAUACCAUGCCAAAACAAUGGUUAACAAAGAAUGAAAUGGAAAUAAAAAAUUUAUCACUAUCACUCUCUAUAUUCAACGUGCAGCAAUCUGGUUAUUAUCGCGUAAAUUAUGACGAGAAAUAUUGGAUAAAAUUAUUUGAUUACCUUCAAACUGAUAAUAUUAGUACAAUUCAUGAAAUAAAUCGCGCAGCAUUAAUUGAUGAUCUCAUGAAUUUUGCACGAGCAGAUUACAUCAAUUAUAAAAUUGUCAUAUCAGCUUUAAGAUAUUUAACACGAGAAAAUCAUUAUCUUCCCUGGCGCGCAUUUUACAAUAAUCUGCCUUACUUGAACAACCGUUUUCGGGGACGUAGUAUUGAAGAACUAUAUAAAAAAUAUUUAAUAUCUCUUAUAGAACCGCUUUACACACAAUUAGGUUUCGAAGAUAGAGAUUAUGAUGAUAAUCUAACUAUCAUGUUAAGAAUGCACACUCGUAAAUGGGCUUGUAAAUUAAAUAUAGGAAAUUGCAAAUUCCAUGCUACAAGAUAUUUCCAACAAAAACGAUAUUCAGGAACAAUACCUCCAAAUUAUCGCGAUGUUGUUUAUUGCACAGCCAUGAAUGCAGAUAUGACAACGAAUACUUAUGAUUUUCUGUGGAAGGAAUACUUAAAUAGCAAUGUCACUACAGAUAAACUUGUGAUUCUUAGCUCAUUGGCAUGUUCGCAAAAUAAAAUUAUUUUAGAAAAGUUAUUACAAGAUGCGAUUACAGAGAAUUCAUAUAUACGCUACCAAGAUAGCGCGAAAGUAUUCUCGAAUGUCUACGAUGCUAGUUUAAUUGGUAUUGAAGUUGUCAUGAAUAUCAUUAAAAAUAAUUAUGAUGAUAUACUACACAACAAUUUUGAUGAUUAUACAAAAAUCGGAAAUAUAGUGAAUUCUCUGGCAAGCAGAUUAUCUACUCUUCACCUCUAUAAACAGUAUCAAAACUUACUGGUUUGGCUGGUUGCAAAAGAACCAGCUUUCACUAAAUCUAUCGAUUCCUAUUUGUCAACGGCGCAAUACGAAUUUGAUUGGUAUGAGAGAAAAGCGCCAACAAUUGUAGAAGAAUUGGACAAGCUGUUUUUACACAACAAAUAUCGCUUGCCUAACACACUUUAUCCAGAACUAUACAAUGUGACUCUCAAGCCUAAUAUAGAGGAAAGUGUUUUUACAGGAAAAGUGCAGAUAUACAUGAGAGUCGUAAAUGAUACUAUAUCUAUAAUUCUCAAUUCACAAAAUCUCAAUAUUUCAAAUAUAAAAGUCUUCAGAAAUUAUACGACAAACAAUUAUUUAGAUACCGAACCAAUACAAAUAUUAAACUAUGUAAAUGAGCAACUAUUUGUACAACAAUUAAGAAUAUAUCUCAAUUCUGAAGUUAAAAAUGAGGAACAGAUAAUGGCAGAAAUUGAUUUUAAUGGCAUUCUUAAUGAUGAUAUGCAGGGAUUUUAUCGCAGCUCCUAUUUAGACAGUGACGGAAAACAACAUUGGCUAGCUACAACACAAUUCCAACCUAUAUAUGCUAGAAAAGCCUUUCCUUGCUUCGAUGAGCCAGCAUUCAAAUCUCAGUUUAUAAUUAAUAUUGAAAGACCGAAUCAUUACAAUGCACUAAGUAAUAUGCCACAAUCUAGAGAGUUGAAGAAUGAUAACUAUACAUUGGAUAUAUUUGAUAUCAGUGAAGUGAAAAUGCCAACGUAUCUGGUAGCAUUUGUUAUUUCUGAAUUUAAACCUGCAGAUGAAUCUGAAAAGUUUCUAAACGUAUGGGGUAGACCCGAAGUCGCAAAGUAUGGCAAAUUUGCUCAAGAUAUCGCCAAAGCAUUUAUUGAUGAGUUGCAAAAUUUCACGAAUAUCAAGUAUUCUUUGCCUAAGCUGGAUUUAGUAGGAAUUCCUGAUUUCUCGAUGGGCGCAAUGGAGAACUGGGGUCUUUCUACUUUCCGCGAAUAUGGGCUCUUUUAUAACGAAACCGAAACCACAGCCACGUAUGAAAAAUACAUAAUAACCGUAAUAGCACACGAACUUACACAUAUGUGGUUCGGGAAUUUAGUUACUUGUGCGUGGUGGAAUUACUUGUGGCUCAAUGAAGGCUUCGCUCAAUAUUUCGAAUAUUUUGUGGCUGAUCAGAUAUGGCCAGAUUAUCAAUUCAUGGAUCAAUUUGUGGUUUAUGAACUGCAAUCUGCUUUGUUACAAGAUUCUUCAUCUUCACCCCAUCCAAUGACAAAUCCCGUUGAAUUACCUGAAGAAAUAAAUAAUAUUUUCGACUAUGUCACUUAUGCAAAAUCUGCCAGUAUCUUACGAAUGCUAUUUAAUACGAUGGAAGUUAGAAAUGUAUCUGAGAAGUUAAUACUUCGCCAUUAUUUGAAUAAACAAAUGAAAUAUGGUACAGCACGUCCUACAGAUUUAUGGGAAAGCUUCGAACAAUUUGUAUCAAUAUCACCAAACAUGAAAAAGACAAGCAUCAAGGAAAUAAUGAAUACUUGGACAAAUCAACCGGGAUAUCCUGUCGUGAAUGCUACAUUAAAUAAUUAUAAAUUAACGCUAACUCAGGAACGGUUUCUAAUAAACAAAGCUACCACUAACGAUGAAUUUUAUUGGAUACCGAUUUAUGUUGUCACAUCCAUGGAUUCUAAUAAAUAUAUAGUUAUGGAUCCCACAGUAUGGCUAGGACCAAAUCCUGAAAGUAUAUAUAUCAAUCCCGUUAAUGAAUGGUUUAUCGUAAAUUACAAACAAACUGGGUUUUACCGUGUUAAUUAUGAUAUUUAUUCAUGGCAACGAUUAAUCAAUCAACUGAAUAGUCAAGGAUUCGAAUCUAUCGAUGUCUUAAAUCGUGCUCAAAUUAUAGAUGAUCUCUUUAACUUAGCUCGCGCCACUUACGUAGAUUACGAAUUGGUGCUAAAUGCAGCGCAGUAUUUGAUCAAAGAGACAAAUCACUUACCAUGGAAAGCGUUCUUUAACGGCUUGUCGUAUGUUUACGAACGAUUUGAAGACAAGAGCAAAAAUCAGUCCUAUCUGAAGAAAUUUGUGUCCCAAAUAAUGUCCGCGAUGUAUAAUAAAACAGGAUUCUAUGAUCGCAAGGAGGAUAAGCUUCUAGACAGAUUAAAUAGAGAGAUGAUUCUCCAAUGGGCUUGUAAACUCAAUGACGUGGAUUGUGUUAAAAAAUCUAAAGAUUUAUUUGCAACUUGGCUUAAUAAUAAUCAAAGCCGAAUCCCACGUAAUGCACGAUCAGCUGUCUAUUGUACUGUGAUAAAGGAAGGAACUACAAAUGAGUGGGAAUUUUUGUGGAAGCAGUACCUAGAAACAAACUUUGGAUCAGAAAAGAAAAUUAUUAUAAAUGCACUUGGAUGUUCCACAAACAAAGCAACACUUCAAAGUUAUCUAUGGAUGGCCAUCGAAAAAUACAAUCCUACAAACGCUAUUGUUCGCCGUCAAGAUGUUUCAGCAGUAUUUGCUUCCGUAUAUAGUGCAAGUCAACUAGGAGUGGACGUUACUCUUGACUUUUUAAUAACAAAUAUCUUAGAAGUCUUUGCUUAUUUCAACAAUUGGGACGAUGUGGCGGCUUUGUUCAAUAACGUGGCAUCUCAUAUAUCGAGUUGGGAUCAAUAUGAUAAGCUGAGCACGUUUGUCAAAUCUUAUGUAAUUUUACCGCCAGACAUCAAAGUAAGAUUAACUUCUGCCGUCACUACUGCAGAAGCCAAUUUGAUGUGGUAUAAAAGAAAUAAUCAAAUAAUUAUUCAAUGGAUAAGAAAAAAAUCUGAUACAGAUACUUCUAUAAAUUCUAAUGGUUCUACUACAAUAGGAUCAUUAAAUGUUAUCUUUAUGAUUCUUGUUGCUUUAAUAUCGCAUUUUGUAAGCUGUUAUUGAGAAAUUGCAAUAAAUAAAUUA
Camponotus floridanus (Florida carpenter ant) is the source of this 8304-nucleotide messenger RNA. RefSeq names its product putative aminopeptidase-2. Gene Ontology annotation, molecular function: peptide binding; zinc ion binding; metalloaminopeptidase activity. The record is from RefSeq and is a predicted model, not a curated record. The transcript has 32 exons. Bases 142 to 8283 code for a protein of 2713 amino acids. Gene Ontology annotation, cellular component: cytoplasm. Gene Ontology annotation, biological process: peptide catabolic process; proteolysis. Lineage: Eukaryota; Metazoa; Arthropoda; Insecta; Hymenoptera; Formicidae.